AUGUCAACAAUUGUUGAAAAUUGUUUAAAUGAUGUAGAAUUGGAUGUAGAAGAUACCAAUAAUAAUUCUUUAAUAGUUGCUAAAAGUAGUAAAGAAGCAUUUUAUAAUAAGAUGAUGAUUGAUAAAGAAAUUUUUGAUGACAAUGAAGCAUCUGACUAUAAUAGAGAAAAUAUAUUUAAUUAUAAUGAAGAAAUGUUUGAUGAAGGAAUAGUUGAUAUAGAAAUAGUUAACCAAGGGGCAUUUGAUAAAAUGGUAGAUGAUGAAGGAUGGAUUAAUUAA
Messenger RNA from Dentiscutata erythropus, 279 nucleotides. The record is from the annotation of a GenBank genome assembly. Lineage: Eukaryota; Fungi; Glomeromycota; Glomeromycetes; Diversisporales; Gigasporaceae.